UGAAGUCGUUAUUGAGUACAGCGCAUACCAGGAUCCGAGAAAAAAAAUUUAAACAGAAGAGGUCACUUUUGAGACCGGUUCAAUGCAGAGUACCUCAGUGCUAAAUGCUGAACCCAGCAAGAAGAACAUGGAUUCAUCCUCUGAGCACCGCUACCGCAUGAACCACCAGCGAGUAGGAAAAUGUGCCAUCAUCAACAAUAAGAACUUUAAUGAUGAUACAGGGAUGAAAGUACGUCAUGGCACAGAUGAAGAUGCAGGAGAACUGUCCAAAUCCUUUAAAAACCUUGGCUUUGAAGUUUGCAUCUACAACGACCAGUCCCGUGAACAAAUGAUGCAGAUACUGAAAAAUGUGUCGGAAGAGGAUCACACCGACAGUUCCUGCUUUGCGUGCAUUUUGCUAAGCCAUGGAGAAGAGGGCAUAAUAUAUGGAACGGACGGGGCCAUGCCCAUCAAAGACAUUACCUUCCUCUUCAGAGGAGACAUGUGCAGGAGUCUUGUGGGCAAACCCAAGCUUUUCUUCAUCCAGGCCUGUCGAGGUUCAGAGUUCGAUGAUGGUGUACAGACUGACUCAGGAACACCUCAUGAUGUUCUAGAAAUAGAUGUGAGCCCCAGACACAAAAUCCCAGUGGAGGCAGACUUCUUGUUGGCAUACUCCACUGUUCCAGGUUACUAUUCAUGGAGGAUCCCGGGCCGGGGCUCUUGGUUCAUCCAAGCUCUUUGUACCGUCCUCAAUGAGUCUGGCAAGCAACUGGAAAUCAUGCAGAUCCUCUCAUGUGUCAACUACAUGGUGGCAAAUGACUUCGAGUCCUGGUCUAAAGAUUCACGCUUCAGUGAGAAGAAGCAGAUUCCCUAUGUUGUCUUUACACUGACCAAAGAGCUUUAUUUUAACUGAUAACUAUGACCACAGAGUUACUUAAAGGUCUUUGAUUUCUAGUGUCAAAGUGUUUGAUUUCUUUAAUAAAUAAAUAAAUAAAAGUACAAAAACAACUAAUCUUUCAUAAAAAACCUUUUUCUCUUUAGCCUGUUCAAAAGGUCUACUUUUUUUCUUGAACACAGUGUUAUACAUGAUAUACAUGUUAAGGACUGUUUUGUCCAAUGACCAAAGAGCUUUAUUUUAACUGAUAACUACAUGACCACAGAGUUACUUAAAGGUCUUUGAUUUCUAGUGUCAAAGUGUUUGAUUUCUUUAAUUAAUUAAUAAAAUAAAUAAAUAAAUAAAUAAAAGUACAAAAACAACUAAUCUUUCAUAAAAACCCUUUUCUCU
This is a messenger RNA of Tachysurus fulvidraco (yellow catfish), 1264 nucleotides long. Its product is annotated as caspase-7-like. The record is from RefSeq and is a predicted model, not a curated record. Lineage: Eukaryota; Metazoa; Chordata; Actinopteri; Siluriformes; Bagridae. Gene Ontology annotation, biological process: apoptotic process; proteolysis. Gene Ontology annotation, cellular component: cytoplasm. The coding region runs from base 83 to 892 and encodes 269 amino acids. The transcript is spliced from 6 exons.